AUAUGACGGGUUCGCCGUUUCCCGGACGUUGCCGAUAGUGACGACGGUUGGUGGGGGUGGGGGAGGCGUCGUACUUGACUGAGGCGGGAACGUCACGGGCGAUGGAUUGGAAGCAGGCGCUGAAAAGCCGGGUGGUUGUCAGUACCGACACUAAAAGGAGCAACCAGGAAUUAAAGGAUGAUGAGAUGGAGUCGUUUACAAAAUACUACCUGAAAUGGAAAGGAGGAAGAAGAAGUGCCAGUACCUCUAAUGUGAACAUACCACGAUUUUAUUACAGGCUGCCAGCAGAAGAUGAAAUAUUGUUGCAAAAAUUAAGAGAAGAAUCUAGAGCCGUCUUUUUGCAGAGAAAAAGUAGAGAAUUGCUAGACAAUGAAGAAUUGCAGAAUUUGUGGUUUCUCUUGGAUGAACAUCAGACACCACCUAUGAUGGGGGAGGAAGCAAUGAUUAGCUAUGAAAACUUCUUGAAAGUUGGUGAAAAAGCUGGAUCCAAGUGCAAGCAAUUCUUCACAGCUAAAAUUUUUACUAAAUUACUUCAUAGUGAUCCCAAUGGAAGAAUAUCUAUCAUGCAGUUUUUCAAUUAUGUAAUGAGAAAAGUAUGGCUGUACCAGACAAGAAUAGGCCUCAGUUUAUAUGAUGUGGCUGGACAGGGUUACCUCAGAGAAUCAGAUUUAGAGAAUUAUAUAUUGGAACUCAUUCCCACUUUGCCACAAUUGGAUGGUUUAGAAAAAUCAUUUUAUUCGUUUUAUGUCUGCACUGCUGUCAGAAAAUUUUUCUUCUUUUUAGAUCCUCUCAGAACUGGAAAGAUAAAAAUACAGGAUAUUUUAGCCUGCAGCUUCCUAGAUGACUUAUUAGAGUUACGUGAUGAAGAACUUUCUAAGGAAAGUCAAGAAACAAAUUGGUUUUCUGCUCCUUCUGCUUUGAGGGUUUAUGGCCAAUAUUUGAAUCUUGACAAAGAUCACAACGGCAUGCUUAGCAAAGAAGAAUUGUCUCGAUAUGGAACAGGGACACUAACCAACAUCUUUUUGGAUCGGGUCUUCCAGGAGUGUCUGACUUAUGAUGGAGAAAUGGACUAUAAGACGUACUUGGACUUUGUACUUGCGUUAGAAAACAGAAAGGAACCUGCAGCUUUGCAGUAUAUUUUCAAAUUGCUUGAUAUAGAGAACAAAGGAUACCUGAAUGUCUUUUCCCUUAAUUAUUUUUUUAGGGCUAUUCAAGAACAAAUGAAAAUCCAUGGACAAGAUCCAGUUUCUUUUCAAGAUGUGAAGGAUGAAAUCUUUGAUAUGGUAAAACCUAAGGAUCCUUACAAGAUUUCUCUUCAAGAUUUAAUCAAUAGUAGUCAAGGAGACACAGUCACCAGUAUUUUAAUUGAUCUUAAUGGCUUCUGGACUUAUGAAAACAGAGAAGUUCUUGUGGCCAGUGAUAAUGACAGUACAACAGAUCUUCUUGAUACAUGAUUUAACAGUAAUAGAUUGUAUUAUUGGAGAUAUGCCCAACUGAUACAGUGACUGCUUGAGGCUGAAUAGCAAAUUCAUUGCACAUUUCACUGAAGUUUCCAUCUAACUCUAGAUGGACAUCUUUAAAAAAAAUGGAAGGAACUUCACUUUGUUUCUCUCUGUGUGUAAUUACAAAUGUUCAACCUAAUUCUGGAAAUUAACAAGUAAAUAGUACCUGUCAAUUGGCCAUAUUGAUGAAGUCAAAUAACUGUAAUUUCCACAGAAGACUAAUAUAUCAAGCAGCUAUGUGUAUAAGUCAGCCUCCCCAACCAGUUGUCAUUCAGAAGUGUUGAAUUUAGUUGUAGCAAUAUGGCACUGUUAUCUGUUUAGAUCCCAUGUUAACGGAUGUUGGUAUAAAAUUUCAAAAAUACAAACCAUGGUAAGUUAAAAUGCUUGGAUAAUAAUCAGGUAUGUAUUGUCAUUUUGCCUGUACUGGGUGCAGUUUUUUAAACUAGUCUUAAGCUUAUUAUGUUCUAACUAAAUUUCCCUGAGUUUAACAAUGAGUGACACAAAUCUAAGACUGGGUAAAGCACUGUUAUGAAAUGUAAAAUGAUGGUGCAUAAAUAAGCUAGAAGAAUAAGUAUAGCAUGUUUUGCAAACACACUGGAAACCUUGAGUGUCUAAAUAUGUAAUAGCAAUAAACAGAAUUCAGUUUUUUAAAAAAGACUGUUGUUAAUUUUAUGCAACUGAUCAAAUGCUGCUAAACUCAGUGCAGAUUAGAUCUUAUAAUCGGUUCCAUAGGAAGAACAUUAUGGCACUGUUUUGCUCCCAAUAUCAGAUAUCUAACAUCAAUUGUCAGUCGUGUAACAUCAUCCAUGGACUCAACUAUUAUUAUAAUUAUUUUAAAUAUACAUUUUAAUGCAUUUACAAGAAAAGAAACAUCUCAUUUGUAAAUUCUAAAAAAAAUAUUAAAAGGUAAGGCACAAUGACUAAAAGAACCUCAUAACAAACCCUUCCUUAUUCAUUAUUGUAGGAACAUGUCUGACUAGCAAAAAUUAGAGCAAUGCAAUCAGUUUAUUAACUAUGUUGCCUUAGAAUUUUUUAUAUCCUGUACAGUGAUUUGAAUAAUUGUGUUACACAUUUUAUAGCCAACAACUAUAUCAUUUUGUAAUCCAAAAUGAAUGCAUAUAUGGAGAGAAAAUUGUCCAAACAUUUUAAAAAGUACCAAAUGAGCAGUAUACCAGAUGAGAUUUCUCUCGCUCAGAUGACAAUAAAGGCAAAAGCAUAUAUUCUUUAUCUUUGCCAUUUUAUCACUCUGUUAGUACUAUAUGAUGUAUUGGUAGUUUUUUUUUUAAUUUCAGCUAAAUUUGUACAAACGUAUAUGUUUAAGAAGAGACUGAAGGGGCAAUGUAAACUACUGAAGUCAUUACAUCCAGAAAGUGCUUAGGGAGCAGAACAACUUUGCUGAAUACAUCCCGUUAUGCUACAUGCACACAAUCCAUUCAGCUCUGAUCUCUAUAAACUUCAUGUAGCAGAUGUUUAUGGAUUGUCCUACAGAAAAUUUCCAUUUACAGUAGAUUUUCAGUGUUUCUUAGGAUGAGUAAGUUUUUAGUUUGAAAAUUCACAAUUGUCAUAGGUGGUUCUUCCUAUUAAAAAUAAAUAUUUUCAAGAUGUUAAAUUUUACAUGUGAUUGACUUCAGUUUUUAAGGUCAGAAUAAUGACAGGUACAUGUAUGAAACUAUGAACAUACAGUACUAAUAAUUCAUCAUACUUCACAAAACAGCACAUUCAUUUAAAAUUUUGCUCAGUGUUUACAUUCAACAAUAAUUCAUCUAAUAUUGAUAUAGAGUAAGCAUCAACUCUUUGGAAUAGUGGAAUUCUUUUCUCACAUUUUGUUAAGCCUGAGAUUUAAUAUCAACCAACCGACACUCUUUAGACCCUUCUUUGUUGGACCUGCAACACAUACCCUUUAUCAAUUUUUAGAUGAAUUUUAAGAGCAUUAUUUAGCAAAUAUUAACAAAACCACAUGAAUUAGAUGACUGCUGGACAUUCAUAUAAACAUGUGCAACAGUGCAAUUAGACUAAAUCACAAAGGUAUUUAUUUUCCAGUUAGUUUAAAAUUUUCACCAGCUUUCAGUAAGUAACAUUAUAAAAACAAAAUAGACUUUUAAAUAAAAAGAAACAUAGUUAUCAGUCCAUAACUAUCAUGAAGGCACCAGGUGCUCGGGAAAGAUCUUUUACU
Molecule: messenger RNA, 3675 nt
Organism: Thamnophis elegans (Western terrestrial garter snake)
Lineage: Eukaryota; Metazoa; Chordata; Lepidosauria; Squamata; Natricidae
Gene: PPP2R3C
Product: protein phosphatase 2 regulatory subunit B''gamma
Exons: 13
Coding region: 102-1454 (450 amino acids)
Biological process (GO): cortical cytoskeleton organization; regulation of dephosphorylation; B cell homeostasis
Cellular component (GO): spindle; centrosome
Source: RefSeq, a predicted model, not a curated record